UGCCUGCAACAACCUCAGAUAGUUCUCGUGAGGCACCACGUUUGAUAUAUUCCUAUCGAAAUGUCCUAACAGGUUUUGCAGUUAAGUUGUCGCCGGAUGACUUAAAGGAAAUGGAGAAAAUGGAAGGAUUUAUCUCAGCACGCCCCGAGAGGCUACUUGAUUUAUACACCACACAUAGUGUCAAUUUCUUGGGGUUGCACCAGAAUAUGGGGUUCUGGAAUGACUCGAAUUAUGGGAAAGGUGUGAUCAUUGGAGUUAUUGACACGGGGAUUUUCCCAGACCACCCUUCGUUUAACGAUGAUGGGAUGCCACCCCCUGCUAAAUGGAAGGGUAAGUGUGAAUUUAAUGUCACAAAGUGUAACAACAAGCUCAUUGGCGCGAGGUACUUCCAGUCCUCAGGGAAUGAGACAUCAUGGGACGAGAUAGGGCAUGGUACACAUACUGCUAGCACGGCUGCUGGACGUUUUGUGCCAGGUGCUAACAUUUUUGGUAAUGCUAAUGGCACAGCCGUGGGCGUUGCACCUCUUGCUCAUGUUGCAAUGUACAAGGUGUGUUCUGCUCUCACUUGCUCUGAGAGCGAUGUUUUGGCUGCAAUGGAUAUGGCUAUUGAUGAUGGCGUCGACGUGCUUUCUCUUUCCCUUGGUACAUUAACUAACAAUUUCUAUGAAGACAACAUUGCACUUGGUGCAUUUAGUGCUAUGCAAAAGGGAAUCUUUGUCAGCUGUGCUGCUGGAAAUUCAGGGCCGUCCAGUUUUUCAACGUCUAAUGAAGCGCCCUGGAUUUUAACUGUUGGUGCAAGCACGAUCGAUAGGAAAAUCAAAGCCACUGCUGUGCUCGGAAACAAUCAAGAAUUCGACGGAGAAUCAGCCUUUCAACCUAGUGACUUUCCUCCAACACUGUUGCCUCUUAUCUAUCCUGGAAGCAAUGUUAGUAACUUUAAUGCUAAAUAUUGUACCCCUGAUUCGUUGAAUAACACGAAUGUCAUGGGAAAGAUUGUGUUGUGUGAGGUUGGUAUAACGACACGAGUUGAUCAAGGAAUAGCAGUUGAGGCAGCUGGUGGUGCUGGCAUGAUUCUUAUGAAUCCAGAAGACAUGGCUAACACAACAUUGGCCGAGGUACAUGUCCUUCCGGUCACACACGUUAGCUAUGCAGCUGGUUUAAAAAUCAAAGAGUAUAUAAACUCAACAUUGAUCCCUACUGCAACAAUAGUAUUCAAGGGAACUAUAAUCGGAGAUGAUCGUGCUCCAGUGGUUGCUGGAUUUUCUUCCAGGGGUCCAAAUUAUGCAAGUCCUGGAAUUCUAAAACCAGACAUUAUUGGUCCUGGUGUUAAUAUCCUAGCAGCUUGGCAUAUUUCCUUGGAAAACAACACAAAUACCAACUCGAGAUUCAACAUGAUCUCAGGCACGUCAAUGUCUUGUCCUCACCUCAGUGGCGUUGCAGCACUACUAAAAAGUGUUCACCCCGAUUGGUCUCCUGCUGCAAUUAAGUCAGCAAUUAUGACAACAGCCGAUGAUUUAAACCUCAGAUCCAACUUAAUCGAGGAUGAGACGUACCUUCCAGCUGAUGUCUUUGCCACGGGUGCAGGCCACGUUAAUCCAUCAAAAGCAAAUGAUCCUGGCCUGAUUUAUGACAUAGAACCAUCUGAUUACUUAUCUUAUCUAUGUGGUUUAAACUACACAGACAGACAAGUUGGGAUCUUUCUGCAACGCAAAGCUAAUUGUUCAGAGAUUACUAGCAUCUUAGAAGGUCAACUAAAUUAUCCAUCAUUUUCGAUCCUAGUCAGAGUCAACUCAACAGCUCAAGUAUAUUCAAGAACUGUGACGAACGUAGGACAAGCCUACUCAACAUACAGAGUUAAAAUUGGUUCACCGCCGGGUCUUGAUGUGAAAGUUGAACCAACUACACUUGUUUUUUCAGAGGUGAAACAAAAACUGAGCUAUCAAGUGACAUUUACACCUUUGGCUACUUUACAAAACACCACUUUUAGUCAGGGAUCUUUCAGAUGGAUUUCUGAAAAACACAUUGUUAGGAGCCAAAUCGCUGUUCGAUUUUUAUGAAGAAGCUGAAUUCAGUGACACACUGAUCAAGAUUUUUCAUUUGCA
Messenger RNA from Solanum verrucosum, 2102 nucleotides. RefSeq names its product subtilisin-like protease 3. Gene Ontology annotation, biological process: proteolysis. Gene Ontology annotation, molecular function: serine-type endopeptidase activity. NCBI's taxonomy places the organism in Eukaryota, Viridiplantae, Streptophyta, Magnoliopsida, Solanales, Solanaceae. The record is from RefSeq and is a predicted model, not a curated record.